AAUUGGGGGGCUCUCGUCUCCCUCGUUCGUUCCCUUCCCGAACAGACAAGUCUGCGCAUUUCGCAGGCCAACGUCGUCGGGUCUUCGAUACACCUCGUGGCUACCUCUUUGACUCCAUUUCGACCCCUUUUGAUCGAAGCUUUCUUCGUUUCCCCAAGCUCGGCGCUUGUGGGUGGGAGUUCUCUGGGAUUAUGGCCACCGCCAUGGAUAAAUUCCUCCACAAGCUCCGCAAUUUGGAUGCUUACCCUAAAAUCAACGAAGAUUUUUACAGCCGCACUCUCUCCGGAGGUGUUAUCACUGUGGUCUCUGCCGCUGUUAUCCUCUUCUUGUUCUUCUCUGAGCUAAGUUCAUACCUCUAUACAGUUACUGAGACUAAGCUUCUAGUGGAUACUUCAAGAGGGGAAAGCUUACACAUCAAUUUUGAUGUCACUUUUCCUGCUGUUCAAUGUUCAAUACUCAGUUUAGAUGCAAUGGAUAUUAGUGGGGAGCAGCAUCUUGAUAUAAGACAUAAUAUAGUCAAAAAAAGAAUCGAUGCCAAUGGUAAUGUGAUAGACACCAAGCAAGAUAGAAUUGGUGCACCAAAGAUUGAGAAGCCUUUACAGAGACAUGGUGGCAGACUUGAACACAACGAAAAGUACUGUGGUUCAUGCUAUGGGGCAGAAGAGUCGGAUGACCAUUGUUGUAAUUCUUGUGAAGAUGUGCGUGAUGCAUACAAGAAAAAGGGUUGGGCACUAUCAAAUAUGGAUUUGAUUGACCAGUGUAAAAGAGAAGGUUAUAUACAGAGUGUAAAAGAUGAAGAAGGCGAAGGAUGCAAUAUCCAUGGAUCCCUUGAAGUUAAUAAGGUGGCCGGAAAUUUUCAUUUUGCCACUGGGAAAAGCAUCCAUCAGGCGACUAUCUUUCUGGCUGAUCUGAUUGCUUUUCAGGAUAAUCAUAAUAUCAGCCAUCGAAUCAACAAGUUAAGUUUUGGUGACCAUUUCCCUGGAUUGGUAAAUCCUCUUGACGGGGCACAAUGGGUGCAAGGACCAAACCAUGGCAUGUACCAGUAUUUCAUCAAGGUGGUCCCUACAGUUUACACAAACCUUUGGGGUCGUGUUACCUAUUCAAAUCAGUAUUCUGUGACAGAGCAUUUCAAGGGUUCAGAGUUUGGUGCAGUUCCUGGAGUCUUUUUCUUUUAUGACAUAAAUCCAAUUAAGGUCAACUUUAAGGAGGAACAUGUUCCAUUUUUACACUUCCUGACCAACAUUUGUGCCAUCGUUGGAGGUAUAUUCACUGUUGCCGGAAUAGUAGAUUCAUUCGUAUAUUAUGGUAAGAGAACAUUGAAAAAGAAGGUGGAGAUUGGAAAGUAUGGGUGAUGUGGGCACCAUUUAACUCUCGUUGAUUGAAUCUGCAUGUGAUGAUGUACUUGGCUUCUUGGUGCAUUGUAUGUUGAUCAAAAUGUGAUCAUGUAAAAGUACCAUAAUUUUGUGACCUUGUGGAAUGAAUUUUUCUUGAUUUUACAUCCCAGAUCCUUCACGUU
Prosopis cineraria is the source of this 1516-nucleotide messenger RNA. RefSeq lists its product as uncharacterized. The coding region runs from base 192 to 1352 and encodes 386 amino acids. Gene Ontology annotation, cellular component: endoplasmic reticulum; COPII-coated ER to Golgi transport vesicle. Lineage: Eukaryota; Viridiplantae; Streptophyta; Magnoliopsida; Fabales; Fabaceae. The record is from RefSeq and is a predicted model, not a curated record. The transcript is spliced from 13 exons.